UGCUCUGCGAGCUCCGCUCGCAGGUCGCAAUCGUUCUCCGCUCCUCUGUGAAUGAUGCGUACUGCUAAGUGCGAGGUCUGGAUCACGUUUGAAGGAAAACGCUUGCCAGAGUACGACACCCAAGCAGAGGAUGAUGGGGGAAAGACCCUGAGCUGCUUCGUUCCGAGCGAGGCUGGAAAGAGCUUCGCGCUGGAGUGGCGGAAUUCAACAACUGACGCUUUGUUCUUCUCAAUGAACAUAGAUGGAAGCGAAGUCACUAAGGGUAACUUUGAGAGGCCUGGAGAAAGAGGAGGUAGAAGAUGUUGGAACGCGUACGGCAAGGCAAGCGUGGUGCGAGAGCCCCGGCCGUGUCUCAGGCGAACAGUCUUGUCGCGCCGGUGAUGCGGCUUGUCGCAGCUUGUCGCGCCUAGGCGGAUUCAUCCCACUUUGUUCUCGAAUGCUACGUCUCAUUUAUCUUGUAGCGUACAUGUCUUGUUCUAGUAUGGUAUUAAGUACC
Messenger RNA from Dichomitus squalens LYAD-421 SS1, 496 nucleotides. RefSeq lists its product as uncharacterized. The record is from RefSeq and is a predicted model, not a curated record. The transcript is spliced from 2 exons. Bases 55 to 381 code for a protein of 108 amino acids. NCBI's taxonomy places the organism in Eukaryota, Fungi, Basidiomycota, Agaricomycetes, Polyporales, Polyporaceae.